This is a messenger RNA of Mastomys coucha (southern multimammate mouse), 3312 nucleotides long. It is a transcript of the gene Bank1, whose product is annotated as B cell scaffold protein with ankyrin repeats 1. NCBI's taxonomy places the organism in Eukaryota, Metazoa, Chordata, Mammalia, Rodentia, Muridae. Gene Ontology annotation, biological process: B cell activation; negative regulation of B cell activation; negative regulation of phosphatidylinositol 3-kinase/protein kinase B signal transduction. Bases 118 to 2517 code for a protein of 799 amino acids. The transcript has 18 exons. Gene Ontology annotation, molecular function: protein tyrosine kinase binding; signaling receptor binding. The record is from RefSeq and is a predicted model, not a curated record.
GCAAUCCCCAGAGUAGGAAGCAAGCUGCAGGGCCAGAGACCAGCAGAACGCAAGGUCUGCAAGGGAAGUUGCAGGCAAGGCUGGCCACUGCAGUUCCCGGGCUCCCACCUCCCCGCAAUGCUUCCUGUGGCUUCUGGCACUAGGGGCAGCAGCCCGGACCAGUUCCAGGUUGACCUAGCACCUCCAGGAAAUGCAAGAGAUGUCCUACUGUUACAUGAAGAAGAUGAUGAAAUUUGGGCCCUCUACUUGAGAGAUAUAUUUUCACAAGUUAUAGAAAGAGAAGCAAUCCUGUUGUAUCCCUUGUACAGUUUUUCUUCUUCUUCACAUUUGGAAGUGCUAAACUUAAAUGCUUACAAAUGUAAACUUCUGAUAUUAUCUAAUAGUCUACUUAAAGAUCUGACACCAAAGAAGUGUCGCUUUCUCGAGAAGAUACUUCACUCAACAGGAAGUUUUAUGAUUAUGCUUCGUGGAAUGGAGAGCUCAGAUCCUUUCUAUCAACGAUUAAGUAUCCCCAGAAGGGGAUUGGAGAUCACAAUAGAGCAGCAUCCCGACGAAUACAUGCAUACCAUCAUAAGAAUCUUAAACCAAGAAGAACCAACAAGAAAGAAGAAACACCCCACGCCGGGCCUGGCACAAGCAUGUCCUGAAGACUACCUUGAGGUCAGCAUUCCAACAGACUCAAGAGCCAAACAUUCUGAGGUCAUAAGUGGACAGAAGGGAGCUGAUGACCUAACCGCUUUGAGGGCAUCUGAGUCUCCAGUGCUCGUGUUUCCGGGGGAGAUGCCAUGUGAGAAGCCUGGUGAGAUAUUCAUUCUGUUGAAAGAUGAACUAAUUGGUGAAAUUCUAGAGGUUGAAUUUGUAUCAGCCAGCAAGCGCCUCAGAGCACGGCCAGCACGUUGGAAUAAGAAUGUCUGGCAUAUGAAAGCUGCAGAUUUUCCAGCUGGUUCAGUCACUGUCAAUAUCCACUGCGAUGGAAUCAUCAAGGCCACAACAGAGAUUAAAUACUGUUCAGCAGCAAAAGCAACAGAAAGUCCACUUAGAGUAUCGGACCCGGGCAAGAGUUUGUGCCAGACAAGCAUCGAAGAGCUUGAUAAUGUUCUUGCAUCUAUAUUCAAGCGCGAGAUACCAUAUUAUGAAUUCAAACAUCUCCAAACUGAAACUUACCCUCAAAAAGAACAUGCUCAAAUCCCAGAGCUCCCAACACUUCUCCAUUGUGCAGCAAAAUUUGGCUUAAAGAAUCUGGCUCUUCAUCUGCUGCAGUGUUCAGGAGCAACCUGGGCCGCUAGGAUGACGUCUAUGGAUGGUUCAGACCCGCUGCAUAUUUCUGAAAGACAUGGUCAUGAAGAACUCAAGAAAAUCUUUGAAGACUUUCUCAGCCAGAACGCUGGCAGGAAUAAGGAGCAAGGAAACAACUAUGAAGAGGAUGUAAUCUCAUUUUCCACAUAUUCACCCUCCAUGCAGUCUCCAGCAUCUCACCAUGAACUCAGGAAGACACACAGUUGGAGCACAGGCAGAUGUGAGGAAUCUGGAAGGUCUGUCGACAAAAAGGAGGAAGAAGCAAGUGCUGAGGCAAGACCCAUCCUGCCAGAGGUCGACAGGGAAAGCUCCGAGAACCAAUAUGAUGAUCUGUAUGUGUUCAUCCCUGGGUUUGACACCGAAGGCAACUCUGAAGAGCCUCUCCCACCCUGCAGGCCACCUCUGCCCCCACCACGACCAGGGGCUGCUGCCUCCCAACUAGAAAGACCUCAUUUUACCUCACAAGGGAAAGUGCUGGAAAACCAAAUGGAAAGAAGUCACAACAGGAAUGAUCUCCAUGCAAGACAAGAGACAAGAGAGGAUCCCAGCAGAGAAGAAAAGGAAGAAGCACAGGAGGAGGAGGAAGAAGAAAACCCAUAUGCAUUUGCAGAGACUGAAGAUAAUGAGUAUGACCUGAUCCUGGCCAGUAAGAGUGUAAAGAAAAGAACUGGAAAUCGGUCUUUCAUUAUAAACAGACCACCAGCCCCCGCACCCCGGCCUACUCACAUCCCUCUCAAAGAAGAAACAACACCUUACAUAGCUCAAGUGUUCCAACAAAAGGCAGCCAGAAGACAAUCUGAUGGUGAUAAGUUCUACAGUCUCCCUAAAAAACCCGAGAAAACUCGGAUGGAGGGCCCAACUUUCCCUAGUACAAGGGAUUAUCUGACCACUGGGCAGGAAGAACUGAUCCUCCUGCAGGAGAGAGUCAAGAAGGGGAAACUGUCUGUGGAUGAAGCUCUAGAGAAGUUUAGACACUGGCAGAUGGGAAAGAGUGGUCUGGAAAUGAUUCAGCAGGAAAAGCUACGCCAGCUCCGAGACAACAUUAUUGGGAAAAGGCCAGAAGAUGAAAAUGCCUAUGAUAAACUGACCAUUGUGCACCAUCCUAGUGGUAAUACUGCCCACAAUGAAAAUACGUUGCACAACAGUCCCUGUAACAGUAAGUUUCCUGCUCGAAUCCAAGUUGAAAAGGAAUUUGGUGUCUACUGCAAAAAAGAUCAUUAAAAAAGACUAUUAUAAUCAAACUCAAGAAUCUGCAAACAUGUUGUGCCUAGAUGAAGUAAGCCUGAUUCUGGAAUAUCUUGUCUGCAGGGCAAAUCUACAUGUACAGAGGAUGCAAGUGUGCCUUUGGAUUUCAGAAUGUGUUAGCACCACAAUGUUGGUAUUUUGCCACUUCAGAUGAAUAUAACAAAAGAUGGAGACUUAUAGCAUUCUCUGAAAAUCCAUUAAUUUUUCCCACAACUUUUGCCACUGGAGCACCUCGGUUUCCCAUCUUGAAAAUUAAAGAAAAAAAUCAGCAAAGUUAAUUCAGUCUAGCAAAAUUGUGGAACCAAUCUAUAUAGACUAUUCUUCCCAUUCUCCCUCCCCUUCAACUAAGAACUUCUUAUAUAUUUGCUCUUUAAAUGACAGUCUCCUGUCUGCCUUUCUCACAUUUAGAGCCAUAAUGUUCUUGUGAUACUGUGCUUUCAGGUAGCUUUUUUUAUUUAGUGCCUAUUGGCAUGUACCUUUGAAAUGGACUUUUAGUCACAGUAUUCUUUAGUUGAUGCUGUUUGGGUGAUAAGCAAACACUCUGCCAGUGAACCAGUGAACCGGUCUUCAGCCCUCUACACUGUUUUCUAAAGUCAUGUUAAUUCUAUUAAUGAUGUGCACUGUGAUAUUUCAGAACAUGGAUGCAUCACACAUUGCCUGUGUUUACCCUCUACUCUUCUAGAUGGUCUUUUCCCAUGCCUUCUUGCCCCCAAGUCCUUACUAAAUGUCUUUCUCUCAAAAUAAAAAAAAAAAAUGCUUUUGCAAAUUGUA